AUGGUGAAUUACCCCAUGAAACCGCCUCGAAUAGAAGACGGCACGCUGUGCAUGCUCGGCGCUCGCACGCACAGCAGCUGCACGCUGCACCUGCCUCCCACCGCACCCAUCGCACCCUCCUCCUUAGACUCGCGGAUUCCGUAUCAACAGCAGCAGCAGCAGAAUGGGGGUGUAUCUCAACAGCCGGAGCAUCGAGAUCAGUCAGUUUUAGGGUCGGGAGGGUCCACGUGGCCUGUCGUGCGCUCCGGCUUUAGCGCGGAUAAAGGCGGCCGGCAGCGGAUGGAAGACGCCCACGUGGCGGUAGAUGAUUUGUCACAGGCGAUUGGUGACGUGGCCGUUGCGCAUCCGCGAGCUUUUUACGGGAUCUUCGACGGUCACGGCGGCGACGCGGCGGCGCAAUUCGCGCGGCAGAAGCUGCUGGGCCACGUGGUGCGCGACGCGGCGUUCCCGCUGCACGUGGGCAGCGCGCUCAGAAACGCGUUCCUGCGCACGGACCGCGAGCUGGAGACGGCGCGCACGGCGGAGGGGCACGCCAUGGACUCGGGGACCACUGCGCUGGCCGUGCUGCUGCUGGGCAGGUCGCUGUACGUAGCAAACGCGGGGGACUGCCGGGCGGUGCUGUGCCGCAGGGGGCAGGCGGUGGAGCUGUCGCGCGACCACCGCGCGGCCUGCCAGCACGAGCGCGCGCGCGUGGAGCGGGCGGGCGGGUGGGUGGUGGACGACUAUUUGAACGACCAGCUCGCUGUUACCCGGGCGCUGGGCGACUGGCACAUUGAGGGGCUCAAGACCCGCCGCUCCUCUGCAGCCGCUGCACCUGAUUCAGCUGGCCCCGCUGCAGCGAUGGCGUCGCCACCAUCCCCUGGGAGCGACAGCGACAGCGAUGUUAUAGAGGGGCCGCUUAUAGCGGAUCCGGAGGUGCACGAGGCGCAUCUGUCGAACCCCGAGGACGAGUUUCUGGUGCUGGCGUGUGAUGGGCUGUGGGACGCUUUCAACAAUGAGGGCGGUGGCAGCAAGGAGGUGGUGGCGUUUGCUCGCAGGCGACUCAGACUCCACAACAACCCCCAGCAGUGCUCCAAGGAUCUAGUGGAGGAGGCGAUUCGGCGGCACGCGUGUGACAACGUGACGGUGCUGACAGUGUGCUUCUCACUCGACCCCCCACCACUGCUGCAACACCAGGAGCUGCUGCACUCACAGCUUCCUCGCAGCUUCUCAGAGUACAGCCUCAGAUGUCUCAAUUGA
Molecule: messenger RNA, 1239 nt
Organism: Closterium sp. Naga37s-1
Lineage: Eukaryota; Viridiplantae; Streptophyta; Zygnematophyceae; Desmidiales; Closteriaceae
Source: the annotation of a GenBank genome assembly